CCAUGAGGGCUGAAGCCGGGUGCGCGGCCGGCUGCGGGCGCCGGAGCCGCGGGCGCCGCUGCGGGGGAAGCGGGGGCUGCGGCCAUGGCCUGGCCCUGCAUCAGCCGGGUGUGCUGCCUGGCCCGCUUCUGGAGCCAGCUGGACAAGUCCGACCUCUCCGUGCCGCUCACCAUCCACAACUACUCGGACAUCGAGGAGCAGGAGGACGGGACGCCCCAGCGGGGCGGGCCCCCAGCGCGGGGCAGCGCUCGGCCGCCGGCCCCGCUCCCCCGCCCGCGGGACCCCGCCGCCGGGAAGCCCAGCAGCCGCAGGAAGGGCCGGGCGGUGGCCGCCGGGGAGCCCUUCGCCGCCGAGACCCAGUACCGGCGGGACUUCAGAGCGUGGCCCCUCCCGAGAAGGGACGCCUUCCCCUGGGUCAGCGCCAGCAGCGGCGGGAGGGACGGGGCCGCCCCCCAGCCCGCCCCGGGCCGCUCCGCCUGCGCCUUGCCCGGCGGCGGGCGGCCGGCGGGGGACGGCCCCGAGCACCUGCGCCCGCGCCCGCAGGCGGACGGCGGCCACACCACCUCCUACAGGCAAGAGUAUCGCCCAUGGACUGGAGCAAAACCAUCCAAACCUAUAAAGACAAAGCAAGGCUUCAUAAUCCCAGAAGACCAUUUUGUUCAAGAGACAAGCUACAAGGCAGAUUUUAAGAUCCCAGAGGUGAAGACCAGGUUCUCCCCCAACCCUUCUGCUGUUUUCCAGGCACCAUCACGGAUCCUCAAUGUGUGAAGCUGGACCCUCCUCACAUCCAGGCAACUUAAAGGUGGCAAUUCUGUUCAGAUGUAUCACUAUGCAAUUUUCAUGAGGAAUGUUAAGAUCAAAGAACUGGUAUUAUCAAAAGCAGCUCCAGUGAUUAAUGAUGUGCACACACACUUUCUGUUAACACAACAAACCGCAAAGCCCUCGAUUCAGAGCUGGCAAAACACGCUGUGAGGAGUGACCUAGUUUUUCACAGGAACAGGUUCAUUACUAUGCCAGCUGGCAUCACAUUAGGAUAUAGACUUUGGGCAGCAAAGGCAGCAGUGCAGGCAACAUCCCUACACUUAACUACACAGGGUGGGAGGGAAAACAAUCACAAGCAAGAUGGAUAAUUAAAACCAAAAGGAGUUUUACUUAGCACCACCCUCUAAGUAAGCCAGCAAAAGACAGGAAAUAUCUGGCUGACUUGUGAGCUUCAUGAGGGGUUUGGAAAUAGGGUCUCAAAUGGCACCACCAGAAAUCAUAGCAUUAAAGGGGCAGGUGAGAACUUCCAGGGUUGUUUCAGAAGCUGGAGGAAAUCAGCAUCAUUGACCUCUAAAAUAAAACUAACACGUGCAGUGUCUUAGGGCUUUAAGGCUGGAUAUUUCCAAAAUGGGCGUGACAGAAGCAAGAGGGGACUCAACUUUGACAGACAGCCCUAACAGCAACACACCAGCCUGCUCUGGAAAGGAGUGUUUGGACAGUCAGCUAGGCACCUACCAGACUCCAGAGGAUCUAGUGUAUUUAUGUAAUUUGUAUAGCUGUUAAGGUGACUGUAAAUAUUGUAUAUGGAUUUUAUCUAAUGCAAUUUGUGAUCCUUUAAUGAAAAGGACAUGCUUAUAAUUUUAAUAAAUAUUAACUCUUUGCAUAUGCAAGGUGGAAAACAUUGCCUUGAAAUUCCUAAAUUAUUGCCUGUAUAUCGGUAAUGCUAAUGCUAGGAACAACCAGAAGUGAAUGUUACUUAGAAACUCUUCUUAAAGAAAAAUGUAUCAUAGAAUGUAAGGCAUCCUUCAUUUUUAAGAUAGGCCAUUUAAAGUAUCAUUAUUCUAAAGCUGAUUUUUUUAUAUAUUGAUGUGCAUAUAACUUUUGCUGAGGAACAUGUGUUUUAAGAAACCAUUUUUUAGUCUUUGUCCUCAAGACUGUAGUGGGUUUACAGUUUCUAUCUCAACAACUUAUGCAAGAUAAUUAGUCUGCUGCUUAUUUCAUGUUUUUUUUAAUUAUUUUUGGGAAAAAGCAUGUUUGAAACACACAAAUGUGUUGGCUAGGAAAAAAAGGAAACUGACCUCAGACUUGAAGAGGAAUCAGAUAUUCAUUGGUCUGUAAUGAAAUAGACUUUAACACAGGAGGGUAUUUUUCUUAAGUUUCCUGCUGGCUAAAGGGAAAUAUAAUGAACUCUGGGGACUCUGCAAACACGUAAGCAUUGCUGAUAAAUCCCAUUAGAAUUUUUCAGCUGUUGGCAUGUGGAUUGUAUUUGGAAUACAUGCAGACAGCAUCUUCUCACUGCAUUAUGUGAGAAUUUAAUGGUGCCAUCUCUGCUCAUUACACUAGCAGGACUGAACACAGCCACAAGAAUAGGUACCAUCAAGUAACAUCUGCAGUAACCUGCUUUUGGUUGGGACAAGGGAUGGCAUUUUCCACACUCAUCCUUGGACCCAGAGGAAUGUGCAGUAAAACUAGUGCUUGCCCACAUAACUUUUCAAGAGAUUAAUUUUUUAGGAAAUUCAUUUGAAACAUUCAAACUGUACUAAAGGUUUUGCAUGUUAGAUGUUUCUAAGAAUUCAAUCUGCUUGUUUAAUCUCUUUAUAAUGUUUUUAACAGUUUUGUUCAAACAAUUUAAGUUCAUUUCAAUCCUGGACUUUAUUAACAGAAAAAAAAAAAGAUAAAUUGUCUAUUCAGUCUCUCUUCUUAAUUCACUGUACUUCUUUAAAAAACAAAACAACAAACCCAACCAACCCAGUUUGAAACAAACUGGUAAUAAAAGCUUGUAUUUUCUCAAAUAGACUGGAUUUAAUAAAUUAAAAUGUAUUUUGGCUA
Molecule: messenger RNA, 2811 nt
Organism: Apus apus (common swift)
Lineage: Eukaryota; Metazoa; Chordata; Aves; Apodiformes; Apodidae
Gene: MAP6D1
Product: MAP6 domain containing 1
Exons: 3
Coding region: 85-768 (227 amino acids)
Biological process (GO): cytoskeleton-dependent intracellular transport; regulation of microtubule cytoskeleton organization; microtubule cytoskeleton organization
Cellular component (GO): cis-Golgi network; microtubule; Golgi-associated vesicle
Molecular function (GO): microtubule binding; calmodulin binding
Source: RefSeq, a predicted model, not a curated record